This is a messenger RNA of Camelina sativa (false flax), 952 nucleotides long. RefSeq names its product transcriptional regulator TAC1-like. NCBI's taxonomy places the organism in Eukaryota, Viridiplantae, Streptophyta, Magnoliopsida, Brassicales, Brassicaceae. The record is from RefSeq and is a predicted model, not a curated record.
UUGACCAUUUCAUUUCUUUGAUGGAAUACACUCUCUUUUCUUCUCUUCUUCCUUCUCUUUAUGCUAAAUUUUCACAAUCUUUGAUCAUCUUUCCUUGUAUUCUACGGGACAAAUCCCAAAUAUUAUAUGGAAAACAUCAAAAACCCUAAAGCCCUAGACGAUUGUACAGACAGCAUAUCGAGAAACAGUCAUCAAAGCGUUGAUGAUUCCCUGAACCAGUCAAGAUCUUACAUAUGCAGUUUCUGCAUAAGAGGCUUCUCAAAUGCUCAAGCUCUAGGAGGGCAUAUGAACAUCCACAGAAGAGACAGAGCUAAACUCAGACAAAAGCUUAUGGAAGAUAAUAAGGAUGAUGUGGUCGCCGAGAGUGAUUCAUCAGAAGUUGUCUCUCUAGACCUCAAUGAACGACAACAAGAAGAAGCUUUAACAUGUGAUGAUCAAGACCAAGAUGUUGACAGAGAUAUAAGUCCUAAUCGAAAACUAGGGUUUUGGGUACAAGAAAGCAAGUUUGGUACUAAUGAUCACGGAAAGGUCAUGGAGGUUAGCAAAGAUGGUUCGAGUUCGAGUCAUCAUCGUGAGAUUGAAGGAUUGGAUCUCGAGCUUCGGUUAGGCCAAAGCGUCGUGGAGAAAAAGAUAACGUAAUCUCCGAAUGAUCCAAAUCAUAUAUUCAUGAUUGCAUUGUAUAAAGAGAAAGAAAAACAACUCUGAAACAUCAUACUCUCGAAUCCGUCUAUUACAAAUGGAUUCGUGGCUCAGAUUGUAUCGAAGGUAUACCUUAUUAUUGCUACCUUAUCAUUGUUGUAUAUUGAUAUUUGUUUCCUUGUUAAUUUGGGUUAAUUUCACCAACAAUCUUUGUAAAUGACAUACACGUCCAAACAAACAUAUAUAUAGAAAUAUAUAUAUAUUUGAUGUCUGCUUUAUACUUGUUAAUGGAAAAUGAAUAAGUUUAACUUAA